AUGCACGACUGCGGUCCGUCCACCUCGGCCUCUUCGGCCAGCUACACCUCUUCGAGUCUCCGGAAAAUUGACCAAUUCCCGAAGGAACUUUUAGUCCAGAUUGAUUCAAAUUUGUCCUACGAGGAUUCAAGGACGUUUAAGGAAUCCGCCCCUGAAAUCGCGAAAGCCUUACGCGACAAUUUUCUAUCGUACGACCAGUUACAGCUUUCGGAUGACCCGUUCGACUGUUUGUUAAAAGCCACGAAUGGCAAGAAGCCGAACCGAAGGAUACGCGACUCGUCGAUAAGCCACCUCUUUGCCCAUGCAAAUUCGAUCACGGAGGUUUUUAUCAAUUUGAAAGACGUGUAUCUGGAUAAACGGGACGGCCAGUCAGAUCACUCUGUCUACGCGAUGGGUGGUUUAUUAAAUUCCUUUAUCGGCCCCUGCCUCCACAAUAUGCGAAAUAUCCAGAAUCUGCAUGUGAACGUGGACAUGAUGUUGGAGCGGUUUCGGGAUGUUUGGUACCCCUACCCAGCUGGCGACCUCUAUUUUGCCCUCAAUCUACUCGCCGACGCUCCGUUCGAAUCGUUGAUACAGCUCUCCCUUUGCUGCGUAGAGUACAACGAUCAGGACCGGCAGGCGCGAGAUUUUCUCAUCUCCGGCAUGGCGCACGCGUUGAAGGAGGUCACCUCGAACGGGAUGGCACAUGGCGAAUUUACUGUUGAACCGUCGGCUGGCUUCGUCGACAUCACGGCACAACGGGGCAAGAUGGAGUACUCGUUCGCCUUCUUCUACUACAACCCGUCGAUCUGCGACCCGGCCAAGGAGUUCAGGAAUCGCGGAGGCGCACCGGGAGCUGCUGAUCAAGAUCUCCAGCUAGACGAGGAUGAGCACGACGUCGAGGAGGAGGAAACGGAACAGGAAUGGGGCCCGUACCCGGAAGAGGGGAAGACUGAGGCAGCUGUAGAUGAUCUCGCAUCCCCGCCUAAGAAAAGGAGACUAGUCGAA
This is a messenger RNA of Mesorhabditis spiculigera, 987 nucleotides long. The record is from the annotation of a GenBank genome assembly. Lineage: Eukaryota; Metazoa; Nematoda; Chromadorea; Rhabditida; Rhabditidae.